Molecule: messenger RNA, 2614 nt
Organism: Macrobrachium nipponense
Lineage: Eukaryota; Metazoa; Arthropoda; Malacostraca; Decapoda; Palaemonidae
Product: serine protease inhibitor 88Ea-like
Exons: 6
Coding region: 164-1393 (409 amino acids)
Molecular function (GO): serine-type endopeptidase inhibitor activity
Source: RefSeq, a predicted model, not a curated record
CAUGCCUCACGACCAGCGAAUAAAACUGGCUGCUUGAGUCGCCGUGACAGUCAGUCUUAUCGUAAGUGUGCCAGUGUAACAUUGCGGUUUUUCGUUGGAGGAUUGUGACGCAAGCACAAAUAUAUUUAUUAAUCCGUUAGCGACAAAUCAAAACAAAACAAGAAUGAAGUGGCUGGCAACCUUAGCGGUGCUGCUCUGCGCGGCUCCCUCCGCCCGUCCCCAGUGUUUCUCCGCUGACGACGACCUCAGCAUAGUCCCCAGCAACGACCUGUCCUCCAUCACGGACUUCGGACUGGACCUGUUCAGGACGGUCUUCCCGUACAACGCCACGUCCAACUUCUUCUUCUCUCCAUACAGCAUCUGGAACGCCCUCACACUGGCCUACUUCGGUUCCGGGGGGAACACUCAGGCCGAGCUGGAGAGGGCACUCAGGGUAUCCGACAAGGUCCAGACGCUGAAGAACUGGAGGAGUUUGGAGUUCAUGUAUCAGAUGCGCCAGGUGAACAACAGCGACUACACCUUCAACUUGGCCAACAAGGCUUACUUCGACCACAACCUCACUCUCCGCCCCUGUGUGAAAGACAUCCUGCACAAGGAGUUGGAACUGAUUGACUUCUCUAAGCCCGUCGAAGCUGCAGGCACCAUCAAUGACUUCGUAUCCCAGACCACCAAGGGACGCAUCCCAACUCUGGUGGGAGCCGAUGAUGUCAUCAACGCCCAGAUGGUCUUGGCCAAUGCCGCCUUCUUCAAGGGCACCUGGCUGUACCAGUUCAAGAAGUCUGCCACCCAGCCCGGUCUCUUCUACUCCACCCCACAGGACUACAGCUUCGUCGACAUGAUGAGGCAGAAAGGCAACUUCAGGCACGGCGUCUCAGAGGAACUAGGCGCCCACAUCCUCGAGUUGCCCUACACAGGAGAGGCUGUGUCCAUGUUCAUCCUCCUCCCUCCCUUCAUCUCCGGAGACAACGGCUUCAACAAGAUGGUUGAGAGGCUGAAUGGCACCACGCUCCAGAACGCCAUCGACGACAUGUGGAGGGUCCAGGUGGAGGUCAUCCUGCCCAAGUUCCGGCUGGAGCAGAUGGUCGGCGACGAGCUCAUGCUUGCCCUCUCCCGCAUGGGAGUCAGCGACCUCUUUGAUGCCGGGCGAGCCAACCUGACCACCUUCGACCCCGUCACCCGCCUCAGCAUCAGCAAGAGCAUCCACAAGGCCUUCGUCGAGGUGUCCGAGGAAGGCACCGAAGCUGCGGCGGCCACCGCCCUCAUCUCUCUGAGAAUUGCCAGACCGGCAGCUCCCGAGAAGUUCGAGUGCAACCAUCCCUUCCUCUUCGUCAUCCACGACAACCUCACCAAGAACGUCCUCUUCAUGGGUGCCUACAAGAAUCCAAAGGCAUGAGUCGGUGCUGUAAAGCGACUCUCGCCUUGACGCCUGUUCUGUGUGUCGCUCGUUUGUUGGUCUAGUUCAGGAGAUACUCUAGGUUUGGAUGUCAUAAAAGUAUAUCUACUCUUUCUAAUUUUGAAAUGAGAUUAUUGUACAUUGGCGUGAACUUUCCUCACAAACUAUUCGUAAGCUUUUGUCUGGCAUAAAUGAAAUUGCGUUUGAGUGAACUUUAAAAAAACUUGAGAGUAAAAUUUGUGACAUCUGUAUUCAAAGAUAUGGAAGAGAUAUGGAAGGUUGAUCUGCAGGUUUCACAGAAAACAGCUGAAAGUGUUAAGUGUUGACAGAUAUUGAAGUAAUGGUUGUUGGAUAUUUACAUAUUUAUAUUUAUAAUUUAUCCCUCCCCUACCUGUCGUUAAAGAUGUCCUUCCUGAUUCAGGUAUUUGAGAAUAGCAACCCUUUCUAGUGUGCAUGAAUCCUGCAACUUCCCGGAAGCCCUAAGUUAGAAAGCACUCGUCAAUUGAUAUUUAAACUUCUGAACUGAAACUAGUUGUUCCAGUUAACAUAACUCUUAAUGCUUGCACAUGAAAGAGGCGUGGCAGCAGAUCUGAAAUUUGUGAAUCUACAUUUGGCCUCACCUUCACCAAAAAGUAGUUCUUCAAAAAGGUAGGGACGGCUGCGGAAGGACACAACUCGUGAAUGACCCCCCGCACGGUCCCCGUUACGUAAGCUGUGGCUCGGUUCCCCCCUUUAUUGCACUCCUCUGACCACUUAACAUUUGUUUAGGUUAAUUUUAACUUUUAUUAACUAAACUGCACUAGUCAGGGAUCUGGAAAUGCAGGAUUGUAUUAUAGUUUCUUUGACUACUUAGGAGGAUUUAAAGUUUCUCCCGUGCUGUUUGCAGCCUGUCGUUUGAAACGGCUUCAUUCCGCAACGUGCGGAUGUCAGUCAGAAGUCUGCAGUUUGAAAGCUUUGUUCCAUCCUGCGGCAGCGGCUCGCAUCCUCCCCCAUCCUUUUUUAUCGUGUGUAAAUAACGAAGCCGAUGCUGGAAUGCUGUCAUAACUUAUGAGAGAAGUUAUGACAGCGCCGCCAGCUCCGUACGCCACCAGUUUGUAAUGGUCGGUGUGACGUACCCGGCCCAGCAUUCUCCACAUCAAAAUUUUUUAAUUUAUUUUUAAUCACCUUUAGCUACAGAAUAGCUGUAUAACUGUUUUUAAUAAAAUGGCGGUACAAUAAUAA